CCGCAUACUCCUGUUCCGUCAUUAACCAUGUCUAAGCCUGUGAUUCACUACUUCCCCAUUCGGGGUCGGGCUGAGGUCCUCCGCCUCGCCAUCGUGGCUGGUGGUGACGACUUUGACACCGUUGAUGUGAACUACCAGGAGAUGAAGAGUGAUCGGGAGAAGUACCCGUUCGGCCAGUGCCCUAGGCUUGUGGAUGGCGACAUUGAUCUUGUCCAGUCCAACACAAUUGCCCGGUACUUGGCCCGCAAGUAUAACCUUCAGGGCAAGGAUGAGAAGGAGAUGUGCGCUGUGGACAUGAUUGUGGAGGGCGUCGAGUCGCUGCGUGUAAAAUACGUGAACCUGAUCUACAAUGACAAGCUGGAGGAGGCCGCCAAGGAAACGUACUGGAAGACCUACUUUGACAGGAGCAGCACGGAGGGCCGCAACGGCGGCGCCCACUUCCAGUACCUGGCCAACUUCCUGUCCAAGAACCCCGGCCCCUUCUGCGUGGGCGACUCGCUCACCCUGGCCGACCUGUGCGUGUGGGAGAUCCUGGACCUGCAUCUGCGCAUCUUCGGGGAGCAGAUCAAGGAGGCGUACCCCGAGCUGGUGUCCUUCCACGAGCACAUCGCGGGACUGCCGGGCAUCAAGGAGUACCUGGGGUCCGCCAAGCGCCUGGCCGCAUGCAACGCGAACAACCUGGGCUAGAUGACGACGGGGAGGGGCUAGCACUAACUCGUUCAGGGCACGGGGGUCGGGGUUCCUGACUGGGUUGGAUCCUGCAGGUGAAGGGGUGUCCUGGUAGAGGGGGUGCGGCGCGUGAUGUCUGGAGUCUGGGAUGGGUGUAGGUGUGCUUUGCCAGCGGUUGGGUACUGUGGUGUGGAGCUGUUAGCACGUGGGUGGGUCGCAAUGGGUGGCUGCGGGAUUGCUUGGCCUUGACAGGUAGUGACUGCGCAGGAUGUGACGGCGCUGAGUGCGUGUUGAGGAGUGCGUGCGGGAGGUAAGGGAGGAGAACCGCAGGAGGUGAAAGGAAGAGGCAAAGUUGGGUGGCGUGGUAUUGGCUGGGAUGCAUAGCCGGAAUGGUAAUGGAUGGGUGCAUAGCCGGGAUUACCACCAUCUCAAUGGAUUCGCUUAAACAUGGCUGUAACAUCUUACCAGCAUGGCU
Molecule: messenger RNA, 1144 nt
Organism: Astrephomene gubernaculifera
Lineage: Eukaryota; Viridiplantae; Chlorophyta; Chlorophyceae; Chlamydomonadales; Astrephomenaceae
Source: the annotation of a GenBank genome assembly